Mytilinidion resinicola is the source of this 1400-nucleotide messenger RNA. RefSeq lists its product as uncharacterized. Gene Ontology annotation, cellular component: membrane. The record is from RefSeq and is a predicted model, not a curated record. Gene Ontology annotation, biological process: transmembrane transport. The annotation marks the transcript as partial. The transcript has a single exon. NCBI's taxonomy places the organism in Eukaryota, Fungi, Ascomycota, Dothideomycetes, Mytilinidiales, Mytilinidiaceae.
CAUGACGGCAUUCGAAGCGCGGAACCAGGACUCGCUCCGGCGUCCCGCCAAGCGCAUUGCUCCAAUUGUGAUGCUCUUAUACCUUUGUAGUGUCUUUGGCUUUGUACUCAAUGUGGACUGGACAAACGGGUACCUGCCAGCAUAUUACAGCCAGUGGACCAACCCGCCCUCGAGUUUAGCCAACAAUUGUCAGCACGACCGCCGCGAUGCAACCGGAGAUACAUCGACUGCUGCGGACAGAGGCGACACUAGCAGCCAUACUUUACCAGUCAUUGCGAUAGACCAGGCUAGAAUCCGGGGGUACGCAGGCUUCAUAAAUGCCUGUCUGUUCUAUUCAGCGUUGAGCACGGCCAACUCCUUGUUUUUCGUAGCAUCUCGCACGCUCUAUGGAUAUGGCCGCAGCCGCGACAGCCAAAGCAACUGGCUGAAUGCCCCGAAAUCCCUUCAAGCCGGGCAAACGCCUGGGUGGCGGUAUAAAGUCCACUCCUGGGCCGCCCAAUUCCCCUCAAAGUUCGGCCAUGUGAACCACUUCCAGGUUCCAACCGCCGCGCUGUUCGCGUCGCUUUUCUUCGCAUGGACGCCGUUCCUCUCCCUAGGAAAUGUCCCACACUUACGCAGCACGCAGCAGGUGCUGAUCAACAUCGGCUCCACGAGCUGUGUGGUGGUGUGGGCCGCGCAAAGCCUAGCGUACCUCCGCAUGUACUUUUGGUUCAAGAAACACCCCACACUGUUCGGCCCAGCGGACAUGAAGCAAUACGAUGUGCUGAACAAGACGAAAAACUGGAGUUACCUGGGCUUUUGGCAGCCCGGGCUUGCGUGGUUCUCGUUGUUUUCGUGCCUCGUUAUCGUUCUCCUGUUCGCGAGUGCGGGCAUGUGGAACAAUCGGGGUAAUAUGGCGCUCAAGGCUGUGAAUAUCUACCUCGGACCGUUCCUGUGCGCAGCGCUGUAUGGUGGUCUGAAAGUCAAACACGGCUACAAGGCGGAUGGAGUGAGGGGGUGCUUUAGUAGGUGGAAACAAGGAUGGGCUAGCUGUACGAGUGAGCAGGAUGUUACGGCUAUAAUUGACAGAUUGUACGAUAAGAGCUUUCCGACGGAAGAUCUAGGGCUGCACAACUGGAAUGGGGCUGCUGGCGCAGAAAGAAAUGCUCCAGCUAAUCCAACUGCUCCAGAAAAUAGAAAUGAUCAGGAAGAUGGAGAUGAUCAGGAAAAUGGAGAUGCUCAAGACAAUGAAGAUGCUCAAGGACGUGGAGCUGCUCAAGGACGUGGAGCUGUUCGAGGACGUGGAGCUAUGCAGGCGAAUGGAGCUAUUCAUGGAUACCAAAUACUGCACGCCUCAUGAGUGGAUUACCUUGCUGUCUUGCAAUCUGGAGUACUCAGUUGUCUAUAUUAUGCCACAUCGA